UGGGUGCGAUGCACAUGUGCUUGGCACAAUUGGGGAGAGGGAAGGGUGUAAAGGGCACCAAUUCAUAAUGAGGCAGCCAGGAGGGGCUUGGGUCAGGUUACACUGGCUAGUACCUGUUGCCCCCAAAUGAGUCCAAGGAGCCAGUAGGCAGCACCCAACAAAACUCUGCCCCGAGAUAGGCAUGGAGGAGUGACAGGAAGACGGCUCUGUGCUUGCUUGUGUUCCCCGGCUCAGAACCGCUGCCUCCCUGGUCGUAUAGAUGGGCAGCUUGGCCAGGGCCAGGAGGUCCUGGGGCUUGGUGGGGUGAUGGAUGGGGAGUGCAUGAAAGAAGGGGUGUGGGGAGAAGUGCAGCGAGACUCUCGGGAGAGGGUCCUGAGGUAGAAAAGCAGCCUGUCAGACACGGGCCUAUUUGUUGUUUCAGGGAACAUGGGCCUAGGCCCACCAAAGCAAACUAUAAGCUUCCCUUGCAAGGAGGCCACUACAGGUGCCCAGCAGAUUCCUUGGGACAAAUGAGAAACAAAACAGGGUUGGGAGUGAGGUCACAGGUUAAUACUAAGUUUGCUGAGGGGAGACUCUGAGCAGAGCACACCAGACACUGCCCACUGGCCCUCGAGUGAGCCCAAGGAGCCAGUGGACACUGCCCAGGGAAGCUGUGCCUGGAGAUGUGAGCAAACAAGGGACAGGAAACAACCCUGCAGUCCCCAGGGGUCCUCCUGCCUAGAGCCUUCUUCCUGGUCAGAUGAUGGCCCCCUUGGCUAGGGCCCGGAGGAGGUUGGCCAGGAGGUCCCAGGACCUAGUGGGGCUACAGAUGGAGAGUGCAUAAAAGCAAAGUUGUGGGGAGAAGUGCAGCCAGAACCUCGGGAGAAGGUUCAUGAGGAGGUGGAAAAAGGGCAUAUCAAAAAUGGGCUUUUGGGCUGGCCUUGUGUGGUAUUUCUCAUGUUCACUAAUCAAGCUAGUCUUUGUACAAUGCUGCUCUCUGUCUGCUGCUUCUGAUAAUGUGGCUCUUGUUUCACAGCCCUACAGGCUGUUUUUAAGGCUAAAUAAAGCCAUUGACUUUGGUGCAAAAAUAACUUUCAGUGAAGCACUGGAUGCAUUGUCAAGAUGCCCAAGAAGGCUGGAUUUUCUUUUUCUGAGUCUGAAAAAGAUGUGAAUUUAAUCAUGAUGACUACAGGACUAAUGAAACCAUAGCUCUUACUUUUGUGUGGCUGUGGCUUUUAUAGAUAAUAUAGCAAAUUUAAUGCAUAUUCCAGUAUUUUGUUUCUUUUGCUUCAGUCUUGAACUGAAUAACGUAGCCAUGGGCCCCUCACAUAAUACUAAUACUUCUACUUUCUUUUAUCUGGAGCAAAAAGGUAUCUUGUGUUUAAAUGCAAUGAUGCGCCAUACCAUCUGCAUCCCUUCUCCACCCCGCCCCUCCUUCAAAAUCCUAGAUCUGCCCAUGAUCAAGGUCAUUGGUCCAAUGGAAGCUGGGAACCACAGCUCUAAGCAUGGCCUGCUGUCUCUUGACUUCAAAACAGGGGCAUGAAAAGCAGUCAAGUGGCACAAGAGAGUAUUCAACAAGGUCCAGGCACUUCCUGCCACUGACUGGUGCUCCAUCUUUUUGGAAUAUCCGCCCCCAAACGGCGACGUCAGAUCUGCUGAGUAGGCUGGCGGAAGCAUCUAGUUCAGUAUCUUGCUUCUCUGCCAGCAUCCAGAGAUGCACCUGCCUGUACAAAUGCCUGCUCCUCUCUGAUAGGAAGUGGUACUGCUUUCCUCUAGCUGUACACUUGUUCCAGCUGGACAUCACAGUGAAACAGGGACGUGACAAGGUACGGGAGAUGUUCAUGAAGAAUGCCCAUGUUACAGACCCAAGGGUGAUAGACCUGCUGGUUAUUAAGGGGAAAAUUGAGCUACAGGAAACUAUUCAUGUAUGGAAGCAGCGGACACAUGUCCUGAGAUAUUUCCAUGAGACAGAAACACCGCAACCCACGGAUUUUUUGUCGAAGUUCUAUGCAGGCAAUGAUCCCUGAAACAGACCUAAAACUGAACAUGUAUUUCACUGUCUUGUUGCAAAUAAAGCUUUCUGUGCUGGAGAUAGACUCUUAAGAAG
This is a messenger RNA of Alligator sinensis (Chinese alligator), 2086 nucleotides long. It is a transcript of the gene NDUFA6, whose product is annotated as NADH:ubiquinone oxidoreductase subunit A6. Gene Ontology annotation, biological process: response to oxidative stress. Lineage: Eukaryota; Metazoa; Chordata; Crocodylia; Alligatoridae. Bases 1485 to 2006 code for a protein of 173 amino acids. The transcript has 3 exons. The record is from RefSeq and is a predicted model, not a curated record.